AUGGCCAAUGGUGUUCAGGGCGUGCACGACAUAGAAACGAGAUGUUUCAUCGAUAAUAAAUUCGUGGAAGCUAAGGAGACCUUUGCGAUUCACAACCCUUCAAAUGGGGAAUUGACUGCACGUAUCUCCCAGGCUGAUGUUGACCUAGUUGAUUCGGCUGUAGACGCAGCCGAAGCGGCAGGGCCAGCCUGGGCAGCACUUGAUUCAAGCACGCGGGCAGAGUGUCUCAAUCGACUCGCUGACCUUCUAAUCGCGCAUACACAACAAUUUUGCUGGCUUGAGGCCAUCAGCGUGGGAAAGGUUGUCACGUUCUAUCCGGCAGAGAUUCAAUGGGCGGCAAACGUCCUGAGAUACAACGCAGGACUCGCACGAGAGAUCCACGGAGAGACCAGCAUGGCAACAGCAGGGUUCCUUAAUAUGACUAUCCGCCAGCCGUAUGGCGCCUGUGGAGCCAUUUGUCCUUGGAACGGUCCAUUGAUCGCCAUAGCGUUGAAAGCUGGACCCGCGUUGGUCACAGGCAACACUCUGAUCUUGAAACCAUCGGAGAAGUCACCAUUGACGGCCCUUUACAUGGGGAAGCUCAUCAUUGACGCCGGAUUUCCACCGGGUGUUUUUAACAUCGUUCCGGGUCAUGGACGCGUGACUGGAGCGGCUAUAGCCAGUCACAUGCGGAUUAGGAAGCUAGCAUUCACAGGCAGCACAGCUACAGGCCGCAUCGUCAAGAAGCUCGCCGCCGAGUCCAACCUCAAAAAUGUCACAUUGGAACUUGGGGGUAAGUCCCCUCUGAUUGUUUUUCCAGACGCGGAUCUCGAAGAGACUGCGGCGAUGGCGGCCUUUUCCAUCGCCUACAAUUCGGGCCAAAUAUGUAUCGCCAGCUCGCGCGUGUACGUGCACGAAUCGAUUAUAGACAAAUUCGUCGGGUUGUAUGUGGCUCAACUCAAGAAAGCCAUGGGGAAAGCAGGAGAUGCACUUAAUCCUACCACCACGCACGCUCCACAAGCAGACGCACUACAGUACGAACGGAUCAUGGCUUAUAUUGACGGAGCCAAUAAGGAGGGUGCAAAACUUGUCACUGGAGGCAAGCGGAUUGGUGUACAAGGUUACUUUGUGGAGCCAACCGUCUUCCUCAACCCGGGACAGUCUUCAACCAUCAAUCGCGAAGAAGUGUUCGGUCCAGUUGCAAGCGUUAAUACCUUUGUAUCUGAAGAAGAAGUUCUGAAACUGGCCAAUGAUACCGAAUACGGCCUUUACGCAUCCGUGUUUACCAAAGAUUUGAACAGAGCUUUGAAAUUCGCCAAACAACUCGAGUCCGGGAUGGUGGGAGUGAAUUGCACGUCGCCAACGAUGCCUUUUGAUCUACCGUUCGGAGGCAGCAAGCAAAGUGGAGAAGGGAGAGAGUGCGCUUUACAAGCUUUGCAUGCGUGGACGGAGACAAAAACAGUCAUGAUCAAGCUCUGA
Exophiala bonariae is the source of this 1458-nucleotide messenger RNA. RefSeq lists its product as uncharacterized. The coding region runs from base 1 to 1458 and encodes 485 amino acids. Gene Ontology annotation, molecular function: aldehyde dehydrogenase (NAD+) activity. The transcript has a single exon. The record is from RefSeq and is a predicted model, not a curated record. NCBI's taxonomy places the organism in Eukaryota, Fungi, Ascomycota, Eurotiomycetes, Chaetothyriales, Herpotrichiellaceae.